This is a messenger RNA of Sungouiella intermedia, 828 nucleotides long. NCBI's taxonomy places the organism in Eukaryota, Fungi, Ascomycota, Pichiomycetes, Serinales, Metschnikowiaceae. The record is from the annotation of a GenBank genome assembly.
AUGCGGAAUGUGCUUCUGACCGGCAUCAGAAAUAAUAAUUUUUCUAUUUUGUCCCGAAUCAAUACAUUCAAGCACAUUUUAUUAAGGCCCUCACAUCCUCAUAUCCAACCUACAACCAGUCUACGAUUUAAGUCGGGAACAUCGUCGAGAAGAUGGGUGACUAGACAGAAGGACGACAUACACUCCAAGCAAUCCAAAAGUGAAGGCUAUCGAUCUCGAGCGGCGUACAAACUCAUCGAAAUCGACAAUAAAUUCAGGUUCUUUGGGAAGAAGUCUAAGAACAUUGUGGAUUUGGGCUUUGCGCCUGGAGCAUGGACACAGGUGGCAUUAGCACGGUCCAAAAGUAAGAACGUUCGUCCAAAUAUCCUCGGUGUGGACUUGCUCGAGUGUUCUCCACCAGAAGGUGCCUCAUUUCUCCAGGGUGAUAUCUUCUCCAAGAAGACUCAUUUAGAAAUCAUCGAUUACUUCACACUGAAAAAAGACGAACAGAAUGAGAACGUGGAGAAACCAUUGGAUCUCGUAUUAAGCGAUAUGAUGGUCAACACCAGCGGAAUGAAGGACAAUGACCAUUUUGCCAGUAUGGAUCUAUGUGAUGGAGUUCUCAUCUUGGCAUGCCGGCUCUUGAAGAAAAACGGCAACCUUGUCAUGAAAUUUUAUACUGGGAAAGAGGAUCAGUUGUUGCAGAGAAAACUUGAGAAGGUGUUUGGUAGAGUGCAAAAGAUGAAGCCGGAGGCAUGUCGAGCCGAGCUGAGAGAGAUGUACUUCAUCGGGCUUAAAAAGCGACUGGACAAUACCUCCAUUGAAGAGGUUUUUGACCGGGAAUUGUAA